Molecule: messenger RNA, 2191 nt
Organism: Pogona vitticeps (central bearded dragon)
Lineage: Eukaryota; Metazoa; Chordata; Lepidosauria; Squamata; Agamidae
Gene: SERINC3
Product: serine incorporator 3
Cellular component (GO): membrane
Source: RefSeq, a predicted model, not a curated record
AGGGUGGUGAUCACGACAAUAUUAACGGCGACAGGCGAAGCGGAAGUGGUAGCGCCGGGGAGGCUGUGGGCGGAGGGGCGACACCGUUGGGACCAUCGCCAUGGGGGCAGUGCUGGGGGUCUGCUCUCUGGCCAGCUGGAUUCCAUGUCUGUUCAGCGGUGCAUCAUGUUUGCUGUGUCGCUGUUGUCCCAACAGCAAGAAUUCUACCGUGACCCGGCUUAUUUAUGCCUUCCUCCUCCUCCUCAGUACUCUGGUUGCCUGCAUCAUGCUGGCACCAGGUAUGGAGAAGCAGCUGAAAAAGAUACCUGGAUUUUGUAACAGCUAUGAUUGUGAAGCUUUGGUUGGGUACAGAGCAGUCUACCGAAUUAGUUUUGCUAUGGCCGUGUUCUUCUGCCUGUUUGCACUUCUUAUGAUACAAGUGAAAUCAAGUAAAGAUCCAAGGGCAGCUGUGCAUAAUGGCUUCUGGUUCUUCAAAAUUGCUGCAGUUGUUGGCAUCAUGGUUGGAGCAUUUUACAUUCCAGAAGGGCCUUUCACAACUGCGUUGUUUGCAAUCGGCACUAUUGGCGCCUUCUUUUUCAUUCUCAUCCAGCUGGUGCUUCUGGUAGAUUUUGCUCAUUCCUGGAAUGAAUCCUGGGUUGAACGAAUGGAAGAGGGAAACUCCAGGUGUUGGUAUGCUGCUCUGCUGUCAUGUACCGGCUUGAACUAUAUCCUGUCCUUAGUUGCCAUUGUGCUCUUCUAUGUUUUCUACACAAAACCUGAUAGCUGUACUGAGAACAAGUUUUUCAUCAGCUUCAAUAUGAUUGUGUGCAUUGCUGUGUCUAUCACAUCAAUCCUUCCCAAAGUCCAGGAACAUCAGCCUCAUUCUGGCCUUCUCCAGUCAUCUGUCAUUACUCUCUACACCAUGUACCUCACUUGGUCAGCUAUGUCCAAUGAGCCUGAUCGCAACUGUAACCCAAGUCUUCUGAACAUCAUCAGCCAAAUAGCUGUACCUACCUCCUCCCCACUGAAUACAACUGUUGUUGUUCCUCCUACUCCUGAACCACAAAAAUCUCCACAGUGGUGGGAUGCACAGAGUAUUGUCGGGCUCUUUAUUUUUGUGCUUUGUCUCCUGUACUCUAGCAUUCGAUCUUCCAACUACAGCCAAGUGAACAAGCUGACCCUGUCUACAAGUGACAGUGUCAUUCUGGAUGAUACUCCAGCCACUGCUGGUGGAGAUGUAGAAGAAGGAGAUGUUCAGCGGGUCUUAGACAAUGAAAAGGAUGGUGUCCAGUAUAACUAUUCCUUCUUCCACUUCAUGCUGCUUCUUGCCUCCCUGUAUAUCAUGAUGACGCUUACCAAUUGGUACAGCCCUGAUGCCGAAACCAAAAACCUGAGAAGCAAGUGGCCAGCUGUCUGGGUGAAAAUCUCCUCAAGCUGGGUCUGUCUCCUCCUUUAUCUCUGGACCUUAGUGGCCCCUCUUGUCCUUACCAAUCGGGAUUUCAGUUAAAUGGUAACUUUCUGAAAGUGUGGAAACAUUAUAUUCUGCUCUGCUGAAAGCCAAAUGUUCGGUGUUGCUUCUUGGAGCCAAGAUUCUGGCUGUAUCUCCUGCAACAUACAGAUGAAUAGACAGCUGCUCUCUGGUAUUAUGCUUGAGCCAAGAUCUAAACCAUAUACAGUUUGAUGUGUUUAAUUCAAAGCUAGCUUUACUGUUAUUCUACUACAGCUCUGCUGUUUAAACAUUUUGUAAAACUCAAAAGAAACUUGUAGUGUAAACAGGAUGCAUUUUGCUAUUGGAGAAAGCUUAAUUAGGCCGAAAGUAAUAUAUUUUAAAGUCCUUAUGCUUCAGUAUAUGGAGGUGAAAGCCAUACUGUAAGUCUACAUUCUGCUUUGGGAAAUGUAUCUAGUAGUGUUGUUUUUAAUAGGUAGGAGUAGAUUUUCUCAGUAGAGAAUGGCAUGUUAAUGUAGUGUAGCAAAUCAGCAACUGUUAGAUCAUUGUAAAAGACAGAUUUUUAUACAGAACAUGUGUUUUGCUAAAUAGUAGUAUUUGCCACUUUAUUUCAUAGGGUCCAUAUCCAGUAUGCUUUAAGCAAAUUAUUGAAAUGAAGCAUUUACUGAAGUGCUUCUUUCUAAUGACCAAUGCUUGUAAAAGCCAGUGUACCAAUUUGUCCAUUUUGACAUUUAAUAUUUGCACUAUAAACAUGUUUGAUUAACA